Poecile atricapillus (Black-capped chickadee) is the source of this 980-nucleotide messenger RNA. Its product is annotated as taste receptor type 2 member 7-like. Gene Ontology annotation, molecular function: G protein-coupled receptor activity; bitter taste receptor activity. Bases 27 to 980 code for a protein of 317 amino acids. Gene Ontology annotation, cellular component: membrane. Gene Ontology annotation, biological process: detection of chemical stimulus involved in sensory perception of bitter taste; G protein-coupled receptor signaling pathway; sensory perception of taste. The record is from RefSeq and is a predicted model, not a curated record. NCBI's taxonomy places the organism in Eukaryota, Metazoa, Chordata, Aves, Passeriformes, Paridae. The transcript has a single exon.
CACAGCUCUGCUCCCCAGCUCGCUGCAUGGAAGCUUGUCACUCUCCACAGCAAUCCAAUGUCACUUCAUACGGGGCCACCACUGUGGCCAUCGUCACCCUGGAGGCGUUUGCUGGCAUGUGGAUAAACGCUUUCAUCGUUUGUGUGCUUUGCCUUGCCUGGGUCAAAAAGAAAACCCUCAACUCUAAUGAGAAGAUCUUGCUGCUGCUGGGAUGUUCCAGGUUUUGCUGUUUGUGCUUCUCGUGGAUAUAUUACUUUCUCUCAAAAAUUUACCCAUACUGCCUUCUGAUUCAUCCCAUACUUCAACUAACUCAAGGUGCUUAUAGCUUUUUUUUUUCUUCCAACUUGUGGGUUUCAGCCUGUCUUUGUGGGUUUUAUUGCAUAAAAAUUGCCAAUUUCAGGAACAGCUUCUUCAUCUACUUGAAAGUAAAAAUUGACAGGAUGGUGCCCUGGCUCUUGUUGGGGUCAGAGAUUUUCUCCCUGAUUAUUGGAAUUCUCGUCUACAUCACUAUUGAUAAAGCUAUCUGUAAAAACCUCAAUUUCACCUGCAAUGGAAGAAUUUGGAAAUCAACUAUCAGAACAGAGGAACAUUUUUACCCUAUUCAUUUUCUCACUGGCUUUUUACAUGCUGCUUCAUUUAUGGCAGUCAUCUUCUCUGCUGUUUUCCUUCUCUUUUCCCUCUGGACACACAAACGCAAGAUGCAGACAAACUCCAUGAAGGACCUCAGCAUGGAUGCCCACAUCAGAGCCAUGAAAUCUAUUCUCUCCUUCUUAGUGAUGUACAGCAUCAACUUUGUAUGUUUCAUCUUGACUCUAAUUUUUUCAACAACGCACAAAAAUUAUAUUCUAUUUCUUGUUUACUUAUUUCAACAUGCUUAUCCUGGUGUUCACUCCCUUAUUCUGAUUUUCAGCAAUCCCAAGCUGGAAAAGGCACUGCUUAACAUUCUUUCCCGCGUGAUGUGCAAGGUUUGCAUGAAGUAG